Messenger RNA from Prorocentrum cordatum, 1170 nucleotides. Lineage: Eukaryota; Dinophyceae; Prorocentrales; Prorocentraceae. The record is from the annotation of a GenBank genome assembly.
AUGCCUCAAGCUGAUUGUCUGCAACAACGAGCUCCCUGGAGGGGACUCGUGAAUGCCUUGGACGGCAAGUUCAUCCCGCCUGGGCCAGGAGCGGCGACCCGAUUCGGAACCCUGACGUGCUCCCGACCGGCAAGAACAUGCACGCCCUCGACCCCCAGUCCAUCCCCACCAAGGCCGCGGUCGACACGGGCCUCGUCGUCGUCGACAGGCUGCUGGAGAGCCUGCAGAAGCAGAACGGCGAGUACCCAGAGUCGAUCGCGUUCACUCUGUGGGGCACCGACAAUAUCAAGACCUACGGCGAGAGCCUGGCACAGGUGCUCGCUCUCGUCGGGACCAGGCCCGUGCCGGACAGCCUGGGACGGGUCAACAGGGUGGAGCUCAUCCCGCUCGAGGAGCCUCGGGCGCCCGCGCAUUGACGUGGUGUGCAACUGCUCCGGGGUUUUCCGCGACCUUUUCAUCAACCAGAUGAACUUGCUCGACCGGGCCAUCAAGCUCGCGGCGGAGGCGGACGAGCCCGUCGAGCAGAAUUUUGUUCGAAAGCACUCGUUGGAGCAGGCGAAGGAGUUGAACAUCUCCCUGCGGCAGGCUGCCACGCGCGUGUUCUCCAACGCGGCCGGGUCGUACUCCGCCAACGUUGGCAUUGCUAUUGAGAACGGCGGCAACAUCGACGAGGACUUGCAGCUGCAGGAGCAGUUCCUGACAAGGAAAGGGUUCGCCCUGAGCUCCGACGCCCCUGGCGAGCUGACGGAGUCCACGGACCUCUUCAAGUCCGCAUUGAGCAAGGUCGACGUGACGUUCCAGAAUCUGGACAGCAGCGAGAUCUCCCUUACGGAUGUAUCCCACUACUUCGACAACGACCCCACAAAGGUCGUCGGGAGCUUGCGCAAGGAUGGCAAGAAGCCCGGGGCCUUCAUCGCCGACACCACUACGGCGAACGCGCAGGUGCGCUCGCUGUCGGCCCAGGUCAGGCUUGACUCCCGGACAAAGCUGCUCAAUCCCAAAUUCUACGAGGCCGCGCUGAAGGGCGGCUACGAGGGCGUGAGAGAGAUCACGAAGCGCAUGCGCUAUACCUUCGGCUGGAGCACGACGGCUGGGGCGGUGGACAACUUCGUAUAUGAGGACUCGAACGAGACGUACAUCGCCGACGAGGAGACAUCAGGAACAGGAUGA